This is a messenger RNA of Microthlaspi erraticum, 720 nucleotides long. The record is from the annotation of a GenBank genome assembly. Lineage: Eukaryota; Viridiplantae; Streptophyta; Magnoliopsida; Brassicales; Brassicaceae.
AUGAACCACUCUACAAUCGAGUCAUGGAUCGAUUUUAGAGAAGCUUUCUUGAAGAGAUUUGCAAGGCCCACCUUUCAAAUCCAAGUACACCACUACUCUCAUCAGCUGGAGAGAGAGCGUGAUGAAGAAGAAUGGGGAGGCAUACCACCCCAUCCUGAAGUCUUGAAUGAAGAGCUAAUCAAGCAUGUGGAGAGGAAUCCUUUCUACAAUUCUACUUCAGAGUGUGCAAAGGAGCAUCUAUGCAACUUUGAGCAGCUUUGCCACUACUAUGGACUUGGAGACAACCCCAAGAAGAUACAACUUUUCCAACUAUCACUAGCUGGACAAGCCAAAGAAUGGGCUAAGUUCAAUGCCCAACAUGCUUUCAAGACUUGGAAUGGAUACAAAGGAAGCUUUCCUCUACAGAUUUGCCAAAGGUCCGAUUUAUGUUCCACCACCACGCCCAAGCUAUUCACAAUACCAUCCAUCAUCACCAGACAUAAACAAGACACCACUUUUCCCAAGGAGAGCUUCCAAGCUGCGCGCCAAACCAAGAUUGAAGAGAUGCUUCAAGAGUACUUGAGAAAUCAAGAUGAGAGUACAAAGAAGAUGGAGAGGAGAAUCGAUUUCAUCCAUGAGAGCCUUGGAAACAAAUCUGAAGUCCUAUUCAAGCAAGUGAUCAAGCUUGAUGAAGACAUUAAGAAGUUAAGAGAGGAUCAUGAUCGAUUCUACCCUAGUUAA